This is a messenger RNA of Exophiala xenobiotica, 1612 nucleotides long. RefSeq lists its product as uncharacterized. The transcript is spliced from 6 exons. Gene Ontology annotation, molecular function: catalytic activity. Bases 106 to 1488 code for a protein of 460 amino acids. The record is from RefSeq and is a predicted model, not a curated record. NCBI's taxonomy places the organism in Eukaryota, Fungi, Ascomycota, Eurotiomycetes, Chaetothyriales, Herpotrichiellaceae.
AUGCAUUCUUUAUGCGGUUAAAGGGAUGUUCCCAUAUUCUAGAGACAUACAUUUUGUUUUGAUGAUUAGGACCUGUUACCGAGUUUGCUCAGUGAACUUUGAGUCAUGAAGACAUUCUCAGCAGCACCAUUCUCGUCUCGUCUGAGAGCCAUUGGGACGACAACAUGGUCGCAGCGCAAUGUCACUCAGUCGGCGGGCGCAAUACCUAUCGUUCGUGCGCAAAUUAAGGCCAGGUCAAGGCACGAACAUGCUGUACAAAACCGACAUGAUCGCAGCGGGCCGCUGAAGGGCGUAAAGAUCCUCGACUUGACUCGAGUGCUAGCUGGACCAUUCUGUACUCAGAUUCUUGCUGAUUAUGGUGCUGAUGUCAUCAAAGUAGAGCAUCCCACAGGAGGGGACGACACCAGAUCAUGGCGUACAGAUGGGGAGGACAGCAUAUGGAAUUCAAAGGGUAGGACUAUGUCCGCCUACUUCAGCACCAUCAACCGCAACAAGAAGUCCAUCUCACUCAACCUCAAACACGAAAAGGGACGAGCCAUCUUCUUUGAUCUAGCCAAAAAAUCCGACAUCGUGGUUGACAAUUUUAUUCCCGGAAAGAUGGAUGAGCUAGGCAUCGGGUACGAUGUCUUGCGGCAAAUCAACCCGUCCAUCAUUCACGCGAGCAUCUCAGGUUACGGACCUCAAGGCCCAUACGCUAAGCGCGCCGGAUACGAUGUCAUUGCCGCCGGCGAAGCUGGUCUUCUUCAUAUCACAGGCGAACCAAACGGGCCUCCGACCAAGCCUGGCGUCGGUCUAACAGAUAUGUGUACAGGUCUCUACCUCCACGGUGCCAUACUUGCGGCCCUUCACGCUCGCCAGCAGACUGGUGUGGGACAGAAGUUGGAUGCCUCUCUGUUCGAGACUCAAAUAUCUGUACUGGCCAAUGUUGCGAUGACUUGGCUGAAUAUGGGUCAAGAGGCUAAGCGCUGGGGAACUUCCCAUCCUAGUAUCGUUCCCUACCAGGCGUUCAAGACGAAAGAUGCCUACCUCGUCCUUGGUGCAACGAACAAUAGGCAAUUCAAGAUACUGGCGGAGCGUCUGGGCCUUCCUGAACUCGCAGAUGAUGAUCGAUUCGUCAGCAACGACGCACGCGUGCAGAAUCGACAGGCACUGAAGGUGAUUCUGGACAAAGCUUUCAGUGCCAGCACCACGAGUGAGUGGUUGGCUGUUUUUGAAGGCAGCGGGAUGCCGUACGGUCCCAUCAACACUUUGGAAAAAGUGUUCUCGCAUCCGCAGACGCAGGCUCGUCAGAUGGUGGAAACCGUUCCACAUGAAGCUGCCGCAUCUGGAAGCAUCAAGGUCCUUGGCAUUCCUGUAAAAUACGGCACUACGAAGCCUUCUAUACACAGCCCGCCGCCAGUACUCGGAGAGCAUACGGAUGUCGUGCUGAAGGACCUUGGGAUCUCUGAGCAGGAUAUAUUGACAUUGCGAGCGGAGAAAGCAGUGUGACCACUUCUACCAUAUUCUUUGGGGGGAAAUCACAUUUCCGCCCAGGAGGCGAACCACGAAUUAUUGAACAGAGCGGAGUGACUCUGCCAAGGUACCGCUAUUAUAUUAGUAUACUCCGUACACG